AUGCGGGCAAAGACCGGCAGAGAUCUGGUGCGUGCGACCGUGCAAGAAGUCACACGCACCCGGCGCUUCGUCUUAAUGACUGUGGAUACCGAUCCUCAGAUGGAACACCAGAAGGACAUGGUGACAUUCUGUACCGGUAACUAUGUCGGCGCAGUGCGACAGUGCCCAGCACUCUUCCUGGCGGCGGCGCUGAAGUUCAGGAGGUCAAUUUUGAGUUUACCGGGUGCUCUUACAAGGGUGCUUCUCAAAGGCAAGUUGCUUGAUUCUCUGGACUGCCGGUCGGUGUCUGUGUCAGUGGUCAUGAAGUUCAAUGAGUCGUGUGACCCGGAGCAGACGCGCAGCGAGCUCGCCUCGGAGGCCUUCGGUCACGACAGCAUCCGCAAAGCCUACGAGGACCUGGGUGCUGAGGCCUUCUAUGCAGCAAAGGGCGCCGCUUAUGUGAACCCGCACAGCGAGGUGUUGAACGAGGCUUUUGCCUGUGCCCUGGACGCCUGGGCAAGCCGCUUGUGGCCCAUGGCCUCUGUGCUCGACCUUGCCUGCGGCAGCGGCGAGGCGACGGCCGCGCUGGAGGCAUGGCUCGAGCGCCGAGGAGUCGACGCCCCGUCUCGCAUGGAGGCGGCUGACCCCUAUACCUUCGAAGCCUUCGAGCGCCGCUUCCCCAAACGGACGUGCUUCCGGUGGACCUUCGAAGAGAUUGCCGGUGGCUGCCUGGAGCCGCUGGAGCCCUACGACCUGGUGAUAUGCAGCUUUGCGCUUCACCUACUGGACCGUUCCUGGCUCUCCGUAACACUUCUUGCCCUGGCGCGGCAGGCUCGGCAUCUUGUCGUUGCCACGCCGCACAAGAGGCCCAUCAUCGAUGCCCAGAUGGGCUGGGAGUGUCACGGCGAAGUCCUUCACGAGCGGGUCCGCCUUCGGCUGUACAGCUCGUUGCUUGUAGAUGAGCUCACCCAGACCUAG
Symbiodinium natans is the source of this 957-nucleotide messenger RNA. NCBI's taxonomy places the organism in Eukaryota, Dinophyceae, Suessiales, Symbiodiniaceae. The record is from the annotation of a GenBank genome assembly.